UGUUUUUCAAACAUAGCAUAAACAUAGAAGUUAUUUUGUAGGCUUCAGGAUGCAGAUAUGGGUUGUGCUGCCAGCAUUGUUCUGCUCCAAGCCUUUCGUUCUGUGGUACAGAGGAACUGUCCACAUAUCUGCAGGCGCCGGCGACGAGAGGAGUUGUCACAUGAAAUUCUGCCGCUGGACAGUGAUGAUGAAAUGAGCAGACCCAGGACUCUCAUCAUAAUGCAGGAAAAACCCAAACUCUUGGAGCCUUUGGAUUAUGAAGCUGUUAUCACAGAGAUCGAAAAAAAUAUUGGGGACAGCCAGUUCAAGGAUCUGAUAUUAUUCCCUGAUGAUGACUUUUCAAUAGACACAAUUUCACUGGAAAUCAGGACACUGUAUCCUUCUGUACCUGAAGAUGCAGAACAAAAAGCAGAAAAUUUAUUUGUUAGAGAGGCUUGUAAAUACUACAGUUCCCACUGGCACGUUGUGAACUACAAAUAUGAAUCCUAUUCAGAAGACUUUCGACACUUACCACAAUGUGAAUGUAGACCAGAGAAACUACCAUCACAUUCCUUUGAAAUCGAUCAUGAAGAUGUGGAUAAGGAUGAAGACACAACAUCCCACUCAUCAUCUAAAGGUGGUGGUGGUGGAGGAGGAGGAGGAUUGGCAGCAGGAGUUUACAAGUCUGGAUGGCUUUAUAAAGGGAAUUUCAACAGCACUGUCAACAACAGCAUUACUGUUCGGUCAUUCAAAAAGCGCUACUUCCAGCUGACCCAGUUGUCAGAUAACUCAUAUAUUAUGAAUUUUUAUAAAGAUGAAAAAAUAUCAAAGGAGCCAAAGGGAUGUAUUUUUUUGGAUUCUUGUACAGGAGUUGUACAGAAUAACAGGCUUAGGAAACAUGCCUUUGAGCUGAAAAUGAAUGACCUCACAUACUUUGUGCUGGCAGCUGAAAAUGAGCAGGAUAUGGAUGACUGGAUUUCUACUCUCAACAAAAUCCUGCAAAUAAAUCCAGAGGGAACCAUUCAGGAGAGGAAGAGUGCAGAUCUCACUGAUCUGAGACUUGACUCUGCAGAAGUUCCAGUGAAUUAUGAUUGCUCUCAAGAAGAGGCAGAUUCCUCAGAGAACACCUUGCACCCAGACUUCGCAAAAUACAUCACAGAAACAGAAGAAACAGUGAAAGCCUCUCGAAACACAGAGCGACUAAACCUGUUCUCUUUGGAUCCUGAUAUAACAGCACUGAAUCCUCAGAAAAGGGAGUUUCCAGGGACAAACUCAGUGAUAAAGCCAUUUGAAGAAAAGCCUGCAAAGAGGAUCCUGGUUACCUGCAAAUCCCUCAGUAUGAAUCUCCAGGCCUGUGUUACUGAAAAUGAAAAUGAUCCCUUAACCAAUGUAGAGCCUUUCUUUGUGAGCGUGGCACUGUAUGAUGUCAGGGAUGGCAGGAAGAUCUCUGCUGAUUUUCAUGUGGAUUUGAACCACACUCUGGUUAGACAGAUGAUUUCAGGUUCCUCAAGUCCAUUGGAAAAUGGUGUAGUUGAAAAUAUUGAUUCAAAUGAAAUGGAAGAACCACAGGUCAAAGGGUUCCCAGAAGAGUGGCUGAAAUACCCCAAACAGGCUCUUUUCUCCAUAAGCAAUCCUCACUCUGAGAUUGUACUGGUGGCAAAAAUAGAAAAGGUGCUUACGGGAAACAUUGCCAGCAGUGCCGAGCCUUACAUUAAGAAUCCUGAUUCUUUUAAGUGUGCACAGAAAGUGUUAAAAUCCAAUAAACAGUUCUGCAGCAAGCUGGGGAGAUACCGCAUGCCCUUUGCUUGGUCAGUGAGGCCAGUGUUUAAAGAUAAUCAGGGAAAUGUUGACAGAGAAUCCCGAUUCUCACCCUUAUUCAGGCAAGAAAGUAAUAAGAUUUCCAUGGAAGAUUUGAUUAAACUAAUAGCAGAAUACAGAAGAGCAGAGAAGAUUAGCAAAAUACAGACUAUACCUGGCUGCUUGGACAUUGCAGUUGAUUGUGUUCCUUUGGAACAUCCAAACUGUGUUACUUCAUCCUUUAUUCCAAUCAAGCCAUUCCAUAAUGUAAAGGAGCAUCAACCUACAGUGGAAGUUGAGGAGUUUGUGCAGGAAUCAACAAAAUAUUCUCGACCUUACAGGGUGUACAAGAACCAAAUAUACAUCUAUCCAAAACACCUCAAGUAUGACAGCCAAAAACACUUCAACAAGGCACGGAAUAUAACAGUGUGCAUUGAGUUCAAAAGCUCUGAUGAAGAGGGAGCAAAGCCACUCAAGUGCAUUUAUGGGAAGCCAGGUGGACCCUUAUUUACAACCUCAGCCUAUACUGCUGUGCUACAUCAUUCCCAGAAUCCUGAUUUCUAUGAUGAGGUGAAAAUUGAACUUCCCACUCAACUCCAUAAGAAACACCACAUUCUGUUUUCAUUUUAUCAUGUCACCUGUGAUAUAAAUGCAAAAGCUAAUGCCAAAAAGAAAGAGGCUCUGGAAACACCAGUGGGGUUUGCCUGGCUCCCUCUGUUGAAAGAUGCCCAGCUGGCUUCCCAGGAGCACCAGGUGCCAGUGGCCAGCAGCCUGCCCCCCAACUACCUGAGCCUGCAGGAGCCAGCAAGCACAAAGCAGAUUGGCAGUGAUAUAAAAUGGGUAGACAGUGGGAAACCACUUUUCAAAGUCUCUACUUUCGUUGUAUCAACAGUAAAUACUCAGGAUCCAUACCUGAAUAACUUUUUCCAUCAGUGCCAGGAAAGGGAAAAGGAUCUCUCUCAGCCUCCUACCUCAAACUUUAUCAAUUCUUGUAAGAAUUUAUUGAGGAUUGAGAAGAUCCAUGUGAUUAUGAAUUUUCUUCCUGUAGUCCUGAACCAGCUCUUCUGGGUUUUGGUGCAAAACAGUGAUGAUGAAGUUGCAACAGCUGUGACCAGAGUCCUUACCAACAUUGUUGCCAAGUGCCAUGAAGAACAGCUAGACAACUGCAUCAAUUCUUACGUGAUGUACGUCUUCAGGACCAAAUCAUUUGAUGGAAGAACUGUCCAUGAGGAGCUAUCCAAGAAUGUGACUGGGCUGCUGAAGUCAAAUGAACAAGUAACUGUGAAACAGGUUUUAAAGCAUUCCUGGUUCUUCUUUGCAGUCAUCUUAAAAUCAAUGGCACAGCACUUGGUUGAUACAAACAAAAUAAAGGUUUCUCGAACUCGGAGGUUUCCAGAAUCAUUUCAAGCUGAGCUGGACACACUUGUGAUGGUUUUAGCAGACCAUGUUGUUUGGAAGUACAAAGAUGCUCUUGAGGAAACCAGGAAUGCAAACUACAGCACUGCCAGAUUUCUCAAGCGCUGUUUUACAUUUAUGGACCGUGGAUUUGUGUUCAGGAUGGUCAACAACUAUAUAAGUAUGUUUGGAGCUGGAGAUAGCAAGACUUUGCACCAGUUCAAAUUUGACUUUCUCCAAGAAGUCUGUCACCAUGAGCACUUCAUCCCUCUGUGCCUGCCCAUAAGGUCUUCAAACAUUCCUGACUCUGUGACGCCUUCAGAAUCAGCACAGGAAUAUCGAACAUCAGACAUUCCAGAGUACACACUGACCAACGAAUUCUGCCGUAAGCAUUUCCUGAUUGGAGUCCUGCUGAGGGAGGUUGGCUUUGCCUUGCAAGAGGACCAGGACAUCAGGCACUUGGCCCUGGCUGUGCUCAAAAACCUGAUGGCCAAGCACUCGUUCGAUGACCGAUACGCUGAGCCGGCAAAACAAGCACAAAUAGCAAACCUGUAUAUGCCACUCUAUGGGAUGCUUUUGGACAAUAUGCCGAGGAUUUACAUGAAAGAUAUGUUCCUCUUCAAUAUCAAUACUUCCAAUCAGGGAUCCAGGGAUGACCUGAGCACGACUGGCGGGUUUCAGAGCCAGACAGCAAUGAAACAUGCAAACUCCGUGGACACCUCCUUCUCCAAAGAUGUUCUGAACUCUAUUGCAGCCUUUUCAUCAAUAGCUAUCUCUGCAGCAAACCAUGCUGACUCCAGAGCUUCCUUAGCAAGUCUUGAAUCUAACCCAAGUACCAAUGAAAAAAACAGUGAGAGAACUGACACGUGUGAAAAGAUCAUGAGACCUUUGUCUUUGAUUGGGUCAACUCUUCGUUUUGACAAGCUGGAUCAAGCUGAAACUAGAAGCCUUCUUAUGUGCUUCCUUCACAUCAUGAAAACCAUUUCAGAAGAUGCACUGAUUUCCUACUGGUUGCGAGCACCCUUCUCAGAAAUCACAGACUUUUUCAGCAUUUUAGAGGUUUGUCUGCAAAACUUCAGAUAUCUAGGAAAACGCAAUAUUGUCAGGAAAAUUGCAGCUGCUUUUAAGUUUGUCCAGGCCACCCAGAAUAAUGGAACUCUGAAAGGUUCAAACUCCUCUGGCCAGGCAUCAGGGCUGCUCUCACAAUGGAUACAUUCUACUUCAAGUCAUGAUGGCCACAAGCACCACAGAUCUCAAACAUUACCAAUAAUCCGGAGCAAAAAUGCAUUUUCUAACCCCAAACUCUUGCAGAUGAUAGAGAGUAGCACAGCAAGCACCUCCAAUGAAACAGACAUUGUUCAGUACGUAGACACAGAGGCAAACAUUGCUACAGAAGUUUCCCUCAUAAUCCUUGACCUGUUGUGUCUUUACACUCUGAAUCACCAGAGGCAGCUCCAGCAAUCUGACUGCCAGAAUGUGUUGAUGAAGAAGGUCUUUGACACACACAUGCUCUUUUUGCAAAUCAACCAGUCAGCAGCAGCUCUCAAACACGUCUUUGCUGCUCUCCGGCUGUUUGUGGGCAAGUUCCCCUCAGCAUUCUUUCAAGGACAAGCAGAUCUCUGUGGUUCCCUCUGCUAUGAAAUCCUGAAGUGCUGCAACCAUAGGUCACGUUCAACGCAGACAGAAGCAUCUGCUCUUCUUUAUUUUUUCAUGAGGAAGAACUUUGAAUUUAACAAGCAGAAAUCAAUAGUCAGGUCCCAUCUACAGCUCAUCAAGGCAGUGAGCCAGCUGAUAGCAGAUGCGGGGAUUGGCGGAUCUCGAUUUCAGCAUUCACUCGCAAUUAUAAAUAAUUUUGCUAAUGGAGACAAGCAGAUGAAAAACGUUAAUUUCCCAGCAGAGGUGAAGGAUCUGACCAAGCGCAUCAGGACGGUUCUGAUGGCCACAGCUCAGAUGAAGGAGCACGAGAAGGACCCUGAGAUGCUGGUGGACCUGCAGUACAGCCUGGCCAAUUCCUAUGCCAGCACCCCUGAGCUACGCAGGACGUGGCUCGAAAGCAUGGCCAAGAUUCAUGCAAGAAAUGGAGAUUUGUCAGAGGCUGCUAUGUGCUAUAUUCAUAUUGCUGCUCUCAUUGCAGAGUACCUGAAGAGAAAAGGUUACUGGAAAAUGGAAAAGAUUUGUACCUCACGUAUGCUCCUGGAAGAUGCUCAAGUCUCUGAUAGUAAUGUGUUACUAACAACUCACAAUGGAGGAAGCUUGUUUUCCAUGGGAUGGCCUGCUUUUCUGAGCAUCACCCCCAACAUUAAAGAAGAAGGUGCUAUGAAGGAAGACUCUGGGAUGCAAGAUACUCCCUAUAAUGAGAAUAUCCUUGUGGAACAGCUGGAGUUGUGUGUUGACUACCUCUGGAAAUCUGAGAGAUAUGAGCUUAUUGCUGAGGUCAACAAGCCCAUCAUUGCUGUUUGUGAAAAGCAGAGGGACUUUAAAAAACUGUCUGACCUGUACUACGACAUCCACCGCUCCUACCUGAAGGUUGCAGAGGUGGUGAACUCUGAGAAACGCCUCUUUGGCAGAUACUACAGGGUGGCAUUUUAUGGGCAGGCUGUGGUAAGUCUAGUUCUGUUGCAUGUUUUGUUUAAUUCUCCUCACACAUCCUUCAUCCUUCCCUCUACUGUUAAUUGACAUUAAUUUUCCUGUGCUCUCGGUUCUUUGGUUCAUGGCAGAUAAAAUAACAUUGCUGCAUUCAUUGUUGCAUCCUGCAAACUAACUUUUGUUUGUUCAGUUACCUGAACUACUGAGUUGUACCUGUCAUCAUGUUGUGUGUGCACUGUGGGGCCCAAUGCUGCUUCAUCUCAUCUCAGUGGAAGUUCCUCCCGGUUCCACUGGGAGUGGGAUUGGAGCCCCUCUUCCUCUGUUGCAUUUCCUGGGGUAGCAUUAAUGCUGUUUGAAUGCAAGCCUGCUUUGCUGGCCUGCACUGCAGCUCCCAAGGGCAGGGCUGCUGGGUCAGUCUGAGCUCAUGGCAGUGGCCACUGGAGCACUCUGGGCAGGCCAUGGCCAAGGUCCUGGCAGUCCCUGUAGGAGCAAGCAAAUGAAAUUCAGGGGGAAUGGCAGGUCCUGGCUCUCUGGACAGAUUAGCAAAGCUGAAUUUGCCAAAUGCAAGGAGCUGCACCCGAGGAAGGGCGGAGUUUUCCUUAUGCCUGGCCUUCCUCAAAAUGACAGCAGUGCUCUCCCAGAGCCAGUGGCUCUCCCACGGGGUAAUUUAGCUGCAGCACUUCUGGGUUAGCAUCUCUGUAACAGUGCAGUGACUUCCCAGGUGCCAGUGCCACAAGGACAACUUCAUUUAAACAGCUUUAGUGCUCUAAAGGGUAUGACUGUGUCACAGCUGUGUCUUCCUCUGUCUGUUCCCCCCAGUCAUGGGCUCUAAAGGCAACAGGCACUGCUUUCCCCUUGCCCUUUGCAGGAGAGAUGAGAUGUGGCUGCUGUUCCUUAACUGAAACAAAAGCUGCAGGGAAAGCAGAUUAAAGAACAAAAGAUUAAUACUGGGAGGGAGAAUACUGGGGGUUCUUAGUGGAGGAAGAUCUGCUGCUGCACCUGAAAACUGUUCUUCAUGCAAAGGCAGAAUUUGGUUACUGCAUUGCUGCAGGGACCCUGUGCAGGGAUGGUUUGAAUUAAUAUGAUCCUCAGAGGGGACACAGUCAUCUGUUUUCACCAGCAAGAUUAUUUCCCAGCUCAGGGAGCUGGAUCUCAGGGCAGCUGCUGGUUUAGACUGCACUUUCUGUUAAAGGCCUUUGGUGACAAUGUCUCAUUGCACCCCCAAGUGACCACUCUAGCCAGUGCAUAUGAGUUUACUCACAGAUGAGUGUUUGAGAAAUCAGUAUUUUUCUUGAAUUAAGAGCCAAAAAAAUCCUGAUAAAUGUACUGAAUACCUGAGAACUCAUAUUGUCCUGAUAAGCAAAGACAUUCAAGAGCUGUUUUUCAGAGCAGUGUCAGGCAAAGGCAGAGCUGGGGUUUGUUCUGCUGUGUGUACAAGGAGCUGGAGAAGCUGGAGGGCAGAGUUUCACAGUGAUUACAAUCACUUACUGUGGGGUGAGACAGGAAAAGAACCUUAGAUGCCAAUUCCUGGCAGGUCAAGCAGAAGGCUUUACCUCAGCACCUUUCACCAAAGGGCAGAGAAAAGUCUGUGAGCUCCAAGGCUGUGUCUGGAGGGGUGUGAGGAUGAGGAAGGGCCUUAUCAGAGCUCCCACAGUGAUAGGCCUGGCUCAAAACUUGUCUCUCAGAGCAUCAGAGCUCAGUGGAAACCAGUAACCUGCUGUUCAGGGGUCAUGUGCCUUCCAUCACCAUCAGCUGCUCCCUGUCACAAUUUUCAUCUGUGAGGCUGCAUUGUCCUUGCAGGACCAAACCAGCCAGGAUGGAAAUAAUCCAGGGAAAUGCAUCGAUAAUGUAACCUUGUCUGCUUAAUAUUUUAAAAUCCUGAAAUUGGAGGAUAUUUGGCUUCUGAAAAGUAUUUAAUCUUACUUUUAAUAGUCUUUGCCAGACAUAUAGCAUAUGGCAGACAUGAUUAUUUAUAGCUCACAGUUAACUUCUGCUUGUCACUUGUCAGCUGUAGGGAAUAUGUCCUUAAAUGAUGUCUCUUGCAUUAGAGAUAAGACUAAAUCUGUUAGUUUUUUGUUUUCAGGUAUUUUUUUUUUAAGUAAAACAAUUAACAGAGAUAUCACCUCAGCGUGCCAUGCAGCAUCAGCAGAGAUUUGGCACUUACAUGUAAGCACUCUGUUCCAGCAUACACAGAAUCAGGGUUUAAGAGCAUAAACUACAUUCUAGCUUGUUAUGUGAUCAUUUUGGAAAACAGGAGGGAUUUUGUUGAAAACACUGAAUAGUAACAGAAAGCAGAUAUCUUUUGACAGAAACAGUGCAUAGUAGUAUGUUUAAGUAUGAUUGCAUCAAACUGAUGAAGUUUUGCCACAUUAAGCAGUUUUGAUUCAAUGGAAACAAGAUCAGAAACCAGAUUAUGAUCCUGUAGAUAUUUUCUCAGUGUAAUCAAUAGGAAGUCAAUUGCCUGCCCAGCUCAACAGAUGUUUGUAGGAUAGCAGCUUUGGAGCUUUAGUUUUUUUCUCUAAUUACCUGUGAAGGUCUUCGUAUGCCUAUGGAAUUUAAUUGAUAAUGUUGUUAAAAAUCAUGCAAUGUUAGAAGGUUCCUGUGAGACUGAAGAAGAUGCUGUCAGAUGAGCUGCUCUUGCAGCUAUUAGUUAUUGGUUUCCAGUAAUGCCCACAGCACUCCUGACACUUGCCAAAUUCAAAGACAAUUUUAUUGCCCCUUGUCCUCACUGAAGGAGAAGCCAGAGAUGCACAUAUUUGUUAAUCCCCAUUGAAAUAAAUCUUGGGGUGUCCUAAAGAAGCAAUGAAAUUCAUAGCUUAUUUUAUUUUAAUUCUGUUUGUUUUUGGUGAAGAUUUGCCUAAUCAAUAAUUUUAGAGGGCAAAGUUGAAACACUUCCAGAUAAAAAAGCUGGAUUUUGCAUGAGUACCUUCUGAAUAGAUUUUGGAGAUAUCUCUUGCCUUCAUUAAUUUCUGCUUCUCUGUUUUUCUGCAGAUAGCAGUUUGCUUAGGCUUAUUGUAGAAUUGGCAAUCCAAGCCACAUCAUGUGAAGUCCAAAGGGCCUUGGGUCUGACAUCACUAGUGCUGUCUGCCUUUCCCCCUCUCCCCGCAGCUUCAGGUGUUUUCCUCUGGCUCACUGUGCACUGAGGUGAAAGGAGGAGGCUGUGAGUGUAGCUGCAGUGGUGCCCAUCACCAACUGCACGACACCCCAGGAGGGGGCUGGUGCCGCCCAUGGCACUGGGACAAAUGCAGCCCUUGUUAAAGGGGCACCUGCUGCUUUCUGCCCAGCUGGGAGAGUGCUCCUGCAGCGCUGAUGUACAUGUUCAUCUUGGGGCAGCUGUGUCUCACCUGCAGGUGAUGCAAUGCUCUGUUAACUUUCAGAGGUGUGCAUUUCUUCUGAAGCCUGACAGAUUCAUGUUCAGCUCUUAUGAACCCUUUUAUUCAAGCUCUGCCAAGUCCAUCCAAUGUAUUAAAUAAUGACCUAACAAGACUUGUUGCAAAGGAACAUAAUCUGUGCGUCUAUUUGUUGUUUUUCUUUCUCUUUUCAAACGUGAAUAAUUUGCUAAUUGUCUCUGCAAGUGCUGCAGUUCUAUGUGGCCUUUCAAGGUGCCCACCAGAGUUUCUCUUCAGCUGCCCUGAGGAGAUGCAGGCUGGUUCCCAGGUGCUCCAAUGCCAAGGCCAUGGACAGCAGUGCCCAGCUGUGCCUGCACACAUGGCUCCCAGAGGAUGCUCUGGAGGUGACAUGCUGCACACAACCCAGCUGGCUUAGUGUCUAGCAAACAGCUGUUAAUUGAACCAAAUUAUUAAGAUUUAAAGAAUUUUUAAUUCUAGUUUUUAAUCCAUGAGGGUUUUUUUCAUCAUACACACAUCAUCAUUUUCAAGAAAGGCCUUUAACUUUUUAAGCUGCUCAGUCUCUUAAGUGAAUAAAUCUUUUCCUGGGUAACUUUGGCGAUUGCAGACCAGUAUAAACAGUGACCUCUGGGCACAUGUCUGCUAGGAGUGGACAGAGGUAAGCUUUUCACUUUAGGUGCUGGAAGGGGCCUGCUGGACGCUCUGGUGGGUAUACAGGCAACUUUGAUUCCUGAUGUAAGCACCUCAUUUAGGUUUGGCCAUGGCUGUUAUAUUCACUGUAUCCUUUUGUUCCUU
Messenger RNA from Melospiza melodia melodia, 9899 nucleotides. It is a transcript of the gene DOCK10, whose product is annotated as dedicator of cytokinesis 10. The record is from RefSeq and is a predicted model, not a curated record. The coding region runs from base 58 to 5847 and encodes 1929 amino acids. Gene Ontology annotation, biological process: dendritic spine morphogenesis; regulation of cell migration; positive regulation of GTPase activity. Lineage: Eukaryota; Metazoa; Chordata; Aves; Passeriformes; Passerellidae. The transcript is spliced from 51 exons. Gene Ontology annotation, molecular function: guanyl-nucleotide exchange factor activity.